AUGAGUAUUGAAACGGUUAUUAGAAGUGUUGAGAAUCUACCCAAGUCUAUUGAUAAUAUUCAAAAGAAUGGAAUUGUGUCUGAAAACUCUGACUGGACGAAUAUGAUUUUCGAAAAAAUUCUCCUGAACGGAUUAAGGGACUACACAAUCCAAGAUGUAGCGAUAAUCAACAAGCGUUUGGCGUGUACAAAAGGACAGAAUUUUCUGAGCCAAGUGUGGAGGCUAUCUUUGAGAUACACGUGUGUACCCAAGAACAAUUCAUUCAAAAGAAUUAAAAAAAUAGUGCAUUUAAUAAUGAAAGAAGAGCCAUUGCCGGGGUUCAGUUUGGAUUUCAUCCGGGAAAACGGGAUAUUCAAUGUUGAGCUGAUGGUUUUCACCAACAUAUUACCUUCGUUGGAACGACUGACCGGUCGACAAUUCGCGCCACGGUUCUUCAGCGGGUCAACUCAGCCACCGACGAUAAUUCUCGAAGACUUAAAACCUCUUGGAUUCAAAAAUAAGUGCCGGCAAUCAGGAUUAUCACAAGCCCACAUGCUUAAAGUCAUCGAAGCCAUUGCACAAUUUCAUGCUGGAUCCGCUGCAUUAAACGAACAGCAACCAGGACGUUUUCUACGUUUUACGUCGAGAUCAUCGUCCGAAGAAACACAUGCCAGUAUGUACGAUUGGUUGGAUUUUAUCAUUGAUCAAAUAGCUGAUAAAAUUCGUAAAUGGUCUGAACCUUGGGCGAUUCGCGCUUCGGAUAAGUUGAAAAAAUUACGCAGAGUUACACAGCAUCAAAAACUAUUGAAGGUGUCGGAGUACGACAACGACGAGUUUUGCGUGUUAAAUCAUGGCGAUUGUUGGAUUGGCAACUUUAUCCUCAAAGUCGACUACGAUGACUAUUUUAUAAAAAAGUACGUCGAAAUUUUGUCGAAGUCAAUGAAAAGGUACGGCUGCAGCACACCACCUCCAACAUUGCAAGAUAUUACUCGAGCCAUGCACAAAAGACGAAUCUACGGGCUGAUGUCGGGAUUAAUAUUCUAUCCGCGGAUGAUUGCCGAUGUUUCGGAUAUCGAAGCGAUAGACGAUUGCUUCAAAAGUGGCACCACCAAAAUGAACAUCUUCAAAAAUCCACGGGCUGUCAAAGCGCUGAAGAAAAUGAUCCCUGCUAUGCUCGAAAAGGGUUACUUAGAUUAA
This is a messenger RNA of Cotesia congregata, 1176 nucleotides long. The record is from the annotation of a GenBank genome assembly. NCBI's taxonomy places the organism in Eukaryota, Metazoa, Arthropoda, Insecta, Hymenoptera, Braconidae.